AUGAUUGCUCGCCUUCCUGAUGACAAGCUGGCUGACUUGCGCUCUACGCUUGGCUCCCUCCGAUCCCGCCGAUCCCUGAAACGCAAGGAGCUAGAACAGUUACUAGGCAAUUUCAACUUUGCGAGUCGGGUGAUCAUCCCAGGACGAACGUUCAUGCGCCACCUGUACGACGCUCUGAUGCAUACCACCAAGCCGUACCAUCAUGUCCGCCUGUCGUAUGGUUGCCAAUUAGACCUGCUGUGGUGGUCACACUUGCUGGAGGGGUGGAAUGGCAAAGCCCUCCUGCUGCAAUCCCAUGUAACGGCGGCAGACGAUAUCUCCAUCGAGACCGAUGCCUCUGGCUCGAUUGGCUACGGUGCACUCUACGGCCCUGAAUGGUUCGCAGUCUGUUGGCCUCGGCACCUCACUGCACGCUGCAUUACAUUCAAGGAACUCUACCCGAUCUGUGUGGCAUGCGCUACCCGGGGCCACAAGUGGAGCCGCAUGCGCAUCUGUUUCCACUCGGACAACACUGCAGUAGUUGCUGUCGUGGCAUCUGGCGCCAGCAAGUGUCCUAAUGUGAUGGCGCUUCUCCGACAAAUUUUCUUCAUCUGUGCGAAGGGCAACUUCAUGAUCACUGCACGCCACAUUCCUGGCGUCACCAACGUGCGUGCUGAUGCCUUAUCCCGCCAGGAGCUCCUCCGAUUCCGCAACCUCCACCCGACAGCCAACCGGAACCCAUCUGACCCAAGACGCCUUCCAUCCCGUCCUGGGGAGACAGCGUCAGCACCUUGUGCCUCCUCAUGA
Molecule: messenger RNA, 786 nt
Organism: Sycon ciliatum
Lineage: Eukaryota; Metazoa; Porifera; Calcarea; Leucosolenida; Sycettidae
Exons: 1
Coding region: 1-786 (261 amino acids)
Source: RefSeq, a predicted model, not a curated record